Physeter macrocephalus (sperm whale) is the source of this 1918-nucleotide messenger RNA. It is a transcript of the gene VRK1, whose product is annotated as VRK serine/threonine kinase 1. Bases 6 to 1295 code for a protein of 429 amino acids. Gene Ontology annotation, biological process: peptidyl-serine phosphorylation; signal transduction. Gene Ontology annotation, cellular component: cytoplasm; nucleus. NCBI's taxonomy places the organism in Eukaryota, Metazoa, Chordata, Mammalia, Artiodactyla, Physeteridae. The record is from RefSeq and is a predicted model, not a curated record. Gene Ontology annotation, molecular function: protein serine/threonine kinase activity; ATP binding. The transcript has 12 exons.
UGAAAAUGCCUCGUGUAAAAGCAGCUCAAGCUGGAAGACAGGGCCCUGCAAAGAGACGUCUUGCAGAACAUUUUGCAGCCGGGGAGAUAAUCACUGACAUGACCAAAAAGGAAUGGAAACUAGGAUCACCCAUUGGCCAAGGUGGCUUUGGUUGUAUAUAUCUUGCUGAUACGAAUUCUUCAAAAUCGGUGGGCAGCGAUGCACCCUGUGUUGUAAAAGUGGAACCCAGUGACAAUGGACCUCUUUUUACUGAAUUAAAGUUCUACCAGCGAGCUGCCAAACCAGAACAAAUUCAGAAAUGGAUUCGUACCCAUAAACUGAAGUACCUGGGUGUCCCUAAGUAUUGGGGAUCUGGUCUACAUGACAAAAAUGGAAAAAGUUACAGGUUUAUGAUAAUGGAUCGCUUUGGGAGUGACCUUCAGAAAAUAUAUGAAGCAAAUGCCAAAAGGUUUUCUCGGAAAACUGUCUUGCAGCUAAGCUUAAGAAUUCUGGAUAUUCUGGAAUAUAUUCACGAGCAUGAGUACGUACACGGAGACAUCAAGGCCUCAAAUCUUCUUCUCAGCUACAAGAAUCCUGACCAGGUGUACUUGGUAGAUUAUGGCCUUGCUUAUCGGUACUGCCCAGAAGGAAUUCAUAAAGCAUACAAAGAAGACCCCAAAAGAUGUCACGAUGGCACGAUUGAAUUCACCAGCAUCGACGCGCACAAUGGUGUGGCCCCAUCAAGACGUGGUGACUUGGAAAUCCUCGGUUAUUGCAUGGUCCAGUGGCUUAGUGGCCAUCUUCCUUGGGAGGAUAAUUUAAAAGAUCCCAACUAUGUUAGAGAUUCCAAAAUUAGAUACAGAGAAAAUAUUGCAGGUUUGAUGGACAAAUGUUUUCCUGAGAAGAACAAGCCAGAUGAAAUUGCUAAGUACAUGGAAACAGUGAAAUUACUGGAUUAUGCUGAAAAACCCCUUUAUCAAAAGUUACGAGAUAUUCUUUUGCAAGGACUGAAAGCUAUAGGAAGUAAGGAUGACAGCAAACUGGACCUCAGUGUUGUGGAGAAUGGAAGUUUGAAAGCAAAAACAAUAACAAAAAAGAGAAAGAAAGAAAUAGAGCGGAGCACACAACCUGGUGUUGAAGAUAUGGAAUGCUCAGAUACACAGACAGAAGAGGCCACACAAACCCGAGGUGAGGGGUCCCGAGGGGCAGUACCUCAAAGCAUGUCUCAGCCAGAGGCGGCGGCGGCGGCGGCUCUGACAGUGAGUGGGAGCAGAGUUAAGGAGCGUUUAUGGAGACAGAGUAAUGUUCCUGCUUAGACUCCCUUACAUCUCAGCCCGGGAGACUGCAGUUAGGGGAGGGCCUCCAUGGUUCCAGUGAGCUUGACACCCAUUUAGGCCAAAGCCAGCUCCCAGCUGUGCACGGGGACGACUCAUGCGUCUCUUCGUGCCUGGAGGUCAUUUGUUAUCUGCACUUUGCUUAGUGAGCAUCAGAGGUAUUUGUUUUGAUACAUACGUGAUUUUAAAUUUGACUAAUUACGAAAAAUGUUUCUUAUACCUAAAAUUUUACUUUAAGGUCCUUAUACUGAUGGUUUUUACUGUGAGAAAAUAUACUAGUAUUUUUGUUUUAUUUAUUAAUGACAAAAGAAGAGAGUAGACCCCAUGACUAAUUUAAGGAGAAUAAUCCAGGUUUCUUUUUGAUAUUAAAAAAUGAAGAUAAAAAUAAUCAAAUUCUCUUUUAUUCAUAUAAACUCUACAUUGCUUUAAUUAAAUACUGUUAUUUUCCAAUUGUAAUUCUUUUUCCCCCCUAACAUAUAAGGCUAAGUUAAGGUAUUUUACUAUGUAAAUAUUCAUAAAUGAGAGAACUAUUACCUGAGAUAGUAAAAUGUUAUUGCUUCUAGCAAAGAAAACUAAAGCAAUCCAAGGGGUCAUGAAACUGUAUG